AACUGUGCUGCUUGUGAAAAUCAUAACUGAAGCAUCUUGGUUGCUCCUCUCUCACACACAAUGAAUGGAUUCCCUUGUGAGGACCAGUUAUAUAAUUCAUAGCCAACAUUAGUCUCUCUCUCCCUCACUUAUCAAACUUAAGUUUCAUCAAUAUCUCCAGAACAUGGAGUUUGUAGCCUCUCCCUUGGAUGAAUCAUGCAUAAUUGAAAUAGGGGGUAGGAUGGGUCAUCGGAGUCACAACAAUAACCACGAAUACAAGUCCAAGAACCUCCACGCCGAGAGGAGGAGACGGCAGAAACUCAGUGAACGCCUCCUCACCCUACGUGCAUUGGUCCCAAACAUUACAAAUAUGAACAAAGCAACUAUUGUUGAGGAUUCCAUCACUUAUAUCCACGAGCUGCAGAAGACUGUGAACAUACUCAAAGACCAGCUUUUCGAUAUGGAAGUAUCAGAAGAAGAGGCACCGGAGCAAAAGAAAGAAGAAAUUCAGGCUGCAGAAGAGAUGAAGAAAUUUGGAAUUCAGGCAGGGGUCAAUGUGACUCAGAUAGAUGGGAACAAACUUUGGGUAAAGGCAAUCCUUGAGAAGAAAAGAGGUGGGUUCACUAAACUGAUGGAGGCCAUGACUGCCUUUGGCUUUGAACUCACUGAUACCAGUGUCACUACCUCCAAUGGAGCAAUGCUUGUUUCAUCUUGUAUCAUGGGAUUCUACUGCGAAACGCUUGAAGUUGAGCAAACCAAGGAAUUGAUGCAAGAGAUCAUCAAUAGCAUAUAGAGCAAAUGGAAGCAUUAGAUAUUUUAUUCUAUUUACCCUUGAAACUAACAGAGUUUUCUGUUUUCUGUUUUCAUGACUUGUUGAUUUCAAGUCAGAGGUCAGAUUGGAAUUAUUUACUAUUUAGUCAUUGUGUUUGGUAGCAAAUGGUAAUCCAGGACAUCA
Molecule: messenger RNA, 934 nt
Organism: Prunus avium (sweet cherry)
Lineage: Eukaryota; Viridiplantae; Streptophyta; Magnoliopsida; Rosales; Rosaceae
Product: transcription factor DYT1-like
Biological process (GO): regulation of DNA-templated transcription
Cellular component (GO): nucleus
Molecular function (GO): protein dimerization activity; sequence-specific DNA binding; DNA-binding transcription factor activity
Source: RefSeq, a predicted model, not a curated record